This is a messenger RNA of Budorcas taxicolor (takin), 396 nucleotides long. RefSeq names its product lymphocyte antigen 6H-like. The record is from RefSeq and is a predicted model, not a curated record. The transcript is spliced from 4 exons. Gene Ontology annotation, cellular component: plasma membrane. Gene Ontology annotation, biological process: acetylcholine receptor signaling pathway. Gene Ontology annotation, molecular function: acetylcholine receptor binding; acetylcholine receptor inhibitor activity. NCBI's taxonomy places the organism in Eukaryota, Metazoa, Chordata, Mammalia, Artiodactyla, Bovidae. Bases 1 to 396 code for a protein of 131 amino acids.
AUGCAGUUUGACACGUGGAUGAGGGCGGAGACAGGAGUCAUGAAAGGCCCCCUUCUCGUCCUUCUGGUCCUCGUGCUGUGCACAGAGCUCGCUCAGAGCCUGCGCUGCUACUCCUGUGGGACCCUCGGCAAAUUUAGCGUUCCCAACCAUUGCCCGACAAGCGAAUGCGACUCAAAUUCCACUGUCUGCUACACAGGCAACCUGAGCAUGAUCGUGAAAGCAGACAUGAUUGAAUUGGAUAUCAGGGGCUGUGUCUCUUCCUGCCAGACACCUACAGAGUUCAUUAAGAGAUUGAUAGCCACAUCUAAAGCUAAAUUUGAAGAGUGGAACGUGAUCUGCUGUGAAAAGGACCUGUGUAACGGGUGGUCCGAGCAAGGCCCAACCCCUGUGCCUUGA